CUUGUUAAAUUAGUCUCCAGUCCACUGUUUUUCUUCCCUAAUUAUAACCCACAUAAAUCUUGAUUUUACUUUACUCCCCAAAAAACGGACCCUGAUGAACAACGGAGGAAUUAAAAAGCUGUAAUAAACAUUUCGAUUCUAUUCCUUCAAAGUUUGUAUUUUUAUUCAAACUUGCUUUCUCUACCCAUAUAGAUAGCUUCUUUUUGUCUCUUUUAUUGAAUGCCCAUAAGGUGUUCGAUAAAUGUCCUGAAAGAACUUUUGAUGGGCAUUGCCAAAUGAUCUGUAUGAAUGUUUGUGUUUCUAUAUCUUGUAUUAAAAACCCAAAUAUUUUCUAGGUAAAAACAUCUUGGGGUUGCCAGGAAAUGGUCGAAAACGGUCACAAAAAAUACCCGGUUCCACUGCAUACAUAAAUUGUGUACACCAACUGUUUGAUAUUUUGCUUCAAGUUUGUUUUUUGUCAAAAAUGAAGAGAAUUGUUGUAUGUUUAAGAUCAUCUUUACAAGUUAAAUCUUGUGACAAAAACUUACUUCAAAAAUCAAGAUUUAUGUGGGUUCAAAUAAUGCAUAAAACAAGUGGAGGAAAAAGACCAAAAAAGAAAGUUUAUCAUAGAGUACAUGAACUAGACAAAGCUAUGGACCUUCAAAAGAAACCGGCCGCGAUUUUGAAACUGAAAUCUAUUAUACAAUCACAAAAGAACCAGUCUUUGCUUUUAAGGGACCUUGAAAAAGAAGUUGGGUUUAUUCAAAAAUGGAAUUUUAUUGCCAUUAUUGAAAAGUACCCAACGAUUUUUCAUGUGAGCGGUGGUCAUAAAACGCCGCCUGCUGUUAUGCUUAGUGAAAAAGCUAAAAAGAUAGCUGCUGAGGAGGUUGAGGUUAAUGAACUAAUGGAACCCAUUUUGGUUAAGAAUUUGAGGAAGUUGUUGAUGUUGUCGGUUGAUUGUAGGUUGCCACUUGAAACCAUUGAUAUCGUUCGCUCUGAAUUGGGUUUGCCUAGUGAUUUUCGGAAGUCUUUGAUUCCGAAGUUUCCCGAGUUUUUUAGUGUGAAAGAUGUGCACGGGAGGUCUCAUCUUGAGUUGGGAACAUGGGAUUCUUCACUUGGGGUUACUGCCCGCGAAGAAAGGUACAUGAGUGAAAGAAUCUUGGACAGUUUAGGGAAUUCAAAACGGGCCAAGAUUUCAAAAGAUGGAAACUUUCCUGGCCCGUUUGCUUUUAAGUUGAACUUUCCUGUUGGGUUUAGACCCAACACGAGUUACCUGCAAGAACUUGAGAAAUGGCAGAAGAUGGAUUUUCCUUCACCGUACUUGAAUGCAAAGAGAUUUGAAGUCUCUGAUCCUAAAGCUCGAAAAAGGGUGGUGGCAGUGCUUCACGAGCUUCUUAGUUUGACUAUGGAGAAACGGAUGACUUCUGCUCAACUGGAUGCAUUUCAUUCUGAACUGCGGUUACCAGCUCGAUUGCUGCUUUGCUUGAUUAAGCAUCAUGGUAUGUUUUACAUUACUAAUAAAGGUGCAAAGAGCACUGUUUUUCUUAAAGAAGGUUAUGAUGGCUCAAGAUUAGUUGAUAAAUGUCCCCUUUUGACAUUUAGGGAUAAAUUUAUAGCACUCACUGGUAGGAGAGACCUUGAACCAUCAUGUACUACAUGAAUAUGAAGUUCAAUAGAAGAAUUUAAUUAUAGAUAAUGUUUGUUGUAUCGUAUGACCAUAGUUUUCCA
Erigeron canadensis is the source of this 1707-nucleotide messenger RNA. RefSeq names its product protein WHAT'S THIS FACTOR 1 homolog, chloroplastic. The coding region runs from base 464 to 1639 and encodes 391 amino acids. The record is from RefSeq and is a predicted model, not a curated record. Lineage: Eukaryota; Viridiplantae; Streptophyta; Magnoliopsida; Asterales; Asteraceae. Gene Ontology annotation, molecular function: RNA binding. The transcript has a single exon.